Molecule: messenger RNA, 684 nt
Organism: Zychaea mexicana
Lineage: Eukaryota; Fungi; Mucoromycota; Mucoromycetes; Mucorales; Lichtheimiaceae
Exons: 4
Coding region: 1-684 (227 amino acids)
Source: RefSeq, a predicted model, not a curated record
AUGGCCAUUUUGGAGAAACUCUCUGAAAAAGUCGGUCAAAGUGUUAACGUUGGAAGCCGACACACAAGCGAUGCCUGUAGUAGCAGGCCCGCCAGCGUUAGCACCAUUGAUUUCGACGACAGCAAAGGCUGUGAGGACGCCACCCUGUCACUGCCUCUUGAUAUGAAGGUGCCUUCGAUACACGACCGUUACGAAAUAGGGGAAUACGAUGUGUCAUUGGUGUUCUGCGCUUUUCAAGUUGUAUCGCAGAACAACUAUAAUACUUUGCACAUUGGAACCUCUAUUUCAUCGAUACUUCUGAUACAGAGGAAUCGAUUCUACGAGAGGCUCGUUGGCGUUGGCGGUCCCAGUCACUUCCACACCAUCCGAGCGUUGCUUUUCCCAAACUCGACUUCUCUCGCCAUACACGCGAAACCGCCUCCAACAGCAUACUAUCGAAAUGCUAAUGAUGUUGGAUUCGUGGUGCUCCUUGACAAAUGGAACAAGAUAUUCGAUGAUACCCAAGAAGAGUAUCUUGUGGGUGCUCACGGUAUGAAUUUCGAUCAAGCACCACGGGUUGUUUUAUUAAUCCAAACGUCCACUACCUGGUUAAAGAAUCCUGUUGAUCUUGAGGUGUCAUUAAAGAAGAUUAUCAAGAAUAUAAAACUGAACAAGAUGGCUCGAACGGAUGCGAUCAUUGAUUGA